UCUGAGAGUUUUAUUGGCUUGCCCGACAGCGGCGGGAGAGGACUGGUCUAUACCCCCCACACAGGACAAAGGGAACCAGGGGACAUUAAAGGGAAAAAAAGAUAAGAGUGGAAGAAGAGAGGGAUGAAAAUGGAUAAAUGGCUCCUCACACUCGUCUUUGGGCUUUUAACGCUUGGUGGGUGCUCGGCUCGAGUGGUGACGGUGUCUCCUGGUCCGUUAAUCCGGGUGGAGGGUCAGCCGGUCUCCAUCAGAUGUGAUGUCAAGGAAUAUUCAGGACCUCGUGAGCAGGAUUUCGAGUGGAUGACGUCCAGGGAGGCAAGCGGGACGAGGACGAAGAUAAUCUCCACCUUCGACGCCAGCUACUCCCACCCGUCGAUCAGCAAGCGCGUUGCGUCUGGUGACAUCUCGGUGGUGCGGCUCAAAGACAACGAGGUGGAGCUGAAGAUCGCCGAGGUGAAGUCGCAGGACGCUGGGCUGUACUGGUGUCAAACGCCCAGCACCGACUCGGUCAUCAGUGGCAACUACGAGGCUCAGGUCCAACUAAUUGUCAUUCCAAACACCCUCAGCGUUUCACCGCAGACCCCUCCCCAAGAAGUCCCAGAAGGAAGUGAGAUCACGCUUUCCUGCAACGUCACCCGGGCCCUCACCCACCCCACCUACCUGUCUGUCAGCUGGUCGCUGAAGAACGGAGCAACCACAGAGGAAAUCUUGACAUUUGGCCCGCAGGGAGAUGUGGUCACGGGGGCAAAGUUUGCCCGGCGCUACGCCGACGGAGGCAUCCGGUUGGUCCCCGGAAGGAAUGGAGUGUUUGAACUGGUGAUAUCCAGGGUGACGACGUCUGAUGGCGGGACUUACGAGUGCAAUGGAACAGAGUGGACACAUGAAAAUGGAGGGAAAUGGAUAAAAAUCGUAGAGAACGCCAAAGAGAUGGGAACUGUUAAAGUUAUUCCUACAGGUCAGUCCCUCAGUGUGAAGGCUUCAUCCUCCUCCUCUCCCUCCUCCACAUCUCAGCUCCUCUCCCCCGGCGACACGCUGACCCUCCUCUGCUCCGUCACCGCCGACAACCUGCAGGCCCUCGCCUUGGAAGUGACCUGGCUGGCCGGCGAGCGUGACAUCGUCACCAUGGAGCGCAGCGGGGUGGUGAUCUCGAACACGUCCUCAAGCGGUGCGCAGGGAAAGCGAGGGGAGGCAAGCCUGGAGCGCACGGGAGCCGGGGAGUACAGGCUGGGGGUGAAGGGGGUGAGCGCGGAGGAGGGAGGGGAGUACACCUGCCGUGUCCGAGCCUUCAUCGACAAAGGAGGGAGGAGUGAGGGAGGAGGACGGCGGUGGCACAUGGCGUCCGAGAAGAAGUCCAGCCCCGUGACCGUUAAAGUGUCUCAGAUCAAGCCGAGCUAUACAGUGAACCUAGAACCCGUCCUGAACCCGCAGAUGACAGCUGAACCCACAGAACUGGCGUGCCACGUGACCAACAUCACCCAUUUACCCCUGGGAGGCCGACUGGGUGUCACCUGGGAGCACACCACACUCCCUGGUAUAGGCGAUGAUCCUCAGACCUCACAUCGCAUUGGCUCCCUGGACGGCAAUGGCAACCUGUUGCCGGGGUCGAUGUACUCAGACCGGCUGAAGAGCGGUGCGAUGUCUCUGACCAGAGUCCAGCCCAACACGUUCAAGCUGCGGAUCCUCCGCACACAGGAGAUAGACAUGGGCCAGUAUGUUUGCACCGUGUCUGCGUGGAGCGUCAGCAGCCAGGGUGACAUGGUGGAGACAACUGAGUACAAUAGCUCACCAACGACCGUACGAUGGGAUACCAAACGUCCGACUCUAAACGUUGUGGCCAAACGUAUCCGUGAAGCCUCAGUGGGCGGGGCUACCUUUGAGAUGAGCUGCACCGUGACCACUGAGAACCUUGGGGAGGCGGGCUACUCGGUGCUCAUCCAAUCGCAGGAGAGCCUGGAGAGCAACGUGAGGACCAUCAUGACUCUCAGCCCCGACAACGUCCUGCAGCACGGAGGAGCCACAGACCCAAACAGGAGAGACAGUCUGGUUCUGACAAAGUCCGGUCCAGCAGAGUUUCGGUUUCGUCUGGCUGGAGUCCAGUUGUCCGACAGAGGUUACUACUGGUGCGACAUCACCGCGUGGACGAAACAGCAGCCAGGACAAACCUGGACCAAAGCCACAAGCGCUGAGUCUAACAAAGUCAGGAUCGACUUUCAAGAAAAUGGCCCAUCCUUCUCCAUUGCCAUCCAAUCAGACGACACCAGUGUUUAUCCGUCGAAAACAGCCAAGAUGGAGUGUUCGCUCAGCGUCUCUGGAUCCUCGCCUAAGACUGAUGACCUGGCGUACGAGGUGCGUUGGUUUUUCACCAGGCUGCGCGGCGGACAGACAACGACCCAGGUGGCCAGCGUCGACCGCUUUGGCAUCGUGAAGGCAGAGAUCCGCAACUCAUCCAGCGAAAUUUCAAUAGAGCGCAUAGACACACACACCUACCUGAUGAACAUUUUUGGCACUCAGGACGGUGACAGCGGGGAGUAUUACUGCGUGGCCACUCCCUGGUACCUGUCGGCUUCGACGGGAGCCUGGACUCAAGCCGGAGAGCUGACGUCGUCUCGAAUCUUCCUCACUGUCCAGUUUGCUGUGUGGGACUCCCUACAGUUACCUCUCCUAUAUGGUGCAGCAGCUUCACUAGGUGUGGGCCUCUUCUCUCUGGUCCUGGGUCUGGUUUGCGCCCAGUGCUGCUGCCGCAACACCACACACACUCCUCGCUCGCGCAACAAACUGAUGGACCUGGAGAUGGACUGACAAACACUUUCCCCCGCACCCACACACUGCAGUGCUCACAGGAAACACCACACACACAACAGACACACACCCGUGGACGAUUUCUGGGACACCCAGCUGUUUCCUGGCGACGGACGUUGGGAGUAAAAUGAAAAGCCGCUCUGGAAACAGAAACCUGACUGAGGUGCUCAGGAUCUUUCAGCUCUGCAGUGGAGGAGCAGGGGACAGUUUUUUGUUUUUUUGGGUUUUUUUUUUUUGGUUUUUACAC
Seriola dumerili (greater amberjack) is the source of this 3046-nucleotide messenger RNA. RefSeq names its product prostaglandin F2 receptor inhibitor (gene ptgfrnb). The record is from RefSeq and is a predicted model, not a curated record. The coding region runs from base 124 to 2799 and encodes 891 amino acids. Lineage: Eukaryota; Metazoa; Chordata; Actinopteri; Carangiformes; Carangidae. The transcript is spliced from 15 exons.